AUGUCUUCUGCUAAGGUGUACAUAUGUCGUCGCCAAAGCGAUGAACCUCGCCCAGAGUUUAUGGACGAAAUCCAGGAGGUUCGUCAAAAUUAUCGAUACGUAAUGAUUAGGAGAGAAACGAUGAGGAAAGCUUUCGCAACAGCGCUACUCGUUCAAAUGUGGACGAUCUUGGUUGCACAUCUACCAUAUCUAGUUCUCGAACAAAUUUUCAAACACUUAAGUUCCACGGAACUUCGUAGUUGCAUGCUCGUGUGCCGUCACUGGUCACAUGUCUUAGAUUCAGAGAACAGUGUUGCUUGGCAAUCCUUGGCACAAAGGAAGAUAUCAACAUCUGCUCUUUCUGGUUCACAUUUGCUGAGCGGAGUUAAUACGUAUAAAAUGAAAUUACGGGCAUUAUCUUUUGCCUGGUAUCCCAUUGGCAUCGACAGAAAUGCUUAUCUUCGUUGCCUUUCCCACGAUGAUUGCGACAUAGUUGACGAGCAAUAUUGGGGAUGGAACCUAGCAAAUAACAGGUUGUUGCAUGGAAAGAACCGUUUGCGUGUUUACCCACGUGGGAAAAAUUUUUCUAUGUACAAGCAGGGAGAAAGAAUGAGGCUUGUGAUAGAUUGCGACCGUCACGUCGUUUAUUUUGAAAGUACGGAUGGAACUCACCUUGGGAUUGCAUUCGCAAGAAUCCCGCCAGUUGAAUUAUAUCCAACCAUUUGGACUGGACAACGUCUCGCAGAUGUUUCCAUGGUUUACAUUGGACGUCCGCAUUAA
Angiostrongylus costaricensis is the source of this 759-nucleotide messenger RNA. The record is from the annotation of a GenBank genome assembly. Lineage: Eukaryota; Metazoa; Nematoda; Chromadorea; Rhabditida; Metastrongylidae.